This is a messenger RNA of Lepus europaeus (European hare), 1526 nucleotides long. Its product is annotated as pre-mRNA-splicing factor CWC22 homolog. The record is from RefSeq and is a predicted model, not a curated record. NCBI's taxonomy places the organism in Eukaryota, Metazoa, Chordata, Mammalia, Lagomorpha, Leporidae. Gene Ontology annotation, cellular component: catalytic step 2 spliceosome. Gene Ontology annotation, biological process: mRNA splicing, via spliceosome. Gene Ontology annotation, molecular function: RNA binding.
AUGGAGCUCCACCGCGGCACCAUUACACCGGAUUGCUGUGCUCAACAAAGAACAUAUGAGAAAUUUUUUGGCUUACUUGCUGGACGAUUUUGCAUGCUAAAAAAAGAAUACAUGGAAUCCUUUGAAAGUAUAUUCAAAGAACAGUAUGAUACCAUCCAUCGCUUGGAAACAAACAAAUUGAGAAAUGUUGCUAAGAUGUUUGCUCACUUUUUAUACACUGAUUCACUUCCAUGGAGUGUUCUUGAAUGUAUAAAACUGAGUGAAGAAACCACCACAUCAUCCAGUAGAAUUUUUGUCAAAAUAGUUUUCCAAGAACUGUGUGAAUACAUGGGUCUUCCCAAACUUAAUGCAAGAUUAAAGGAUGAAACCCUACAGCCAUUCUUUGAAGGGUUGUUACCCCGAGAUAAUCCAAGAAACACUCGAUUUGCCAUCAACUUCUUUACUUCUAUAGGUCUCGGAGGUUUAACGGAUGAAUUGCGUGAGCAUCUCAAAAACACACCGAAAGUCAUAGUGGCUCAGAAACCAGAUGUUGAACCAAAUAAGUCCUCCCUGUCGUCUUCGUCAUCAGCAUCCUCCUCGUCGGAGUCCGACUCCUCUGACUCUGACUCUGACUCUGACUCUGACAGCAGUGAUAGCAGUUCAGGGUCCUCCAGUGAGGAGAGCGAUUCUUCAUCCUCCGGGAGUCACAGCUCGGCCUCAGCUAAAGACAUAAGAAAGAAAGGACAAGGGAAGACCAGAAGAAAAGAAGUAAAUAAAUUGAUCAGGAGCCAACAUCCAAAUGACAGGAAGCAAGAAGAAGGAAGACAAGGACAAAGGCACCAAGAAACAAGGUCUGAGAGAGAAAGAAGAUCAGAAAAACACAGAGAUCAAAAUUCAAGAGAUCCAAAUUGGAGAGAUCCCAUAACAAAGUACACAUCAGACAGAGGUGUUCCUCCCGAACGAAAUAGUUAUGGUAGAAAUGGGAAUGACAGAGACCAAGAAAUGCAUAUGGAUUUGGAAAAGAGGCAUAGUGAUCCCAAAAAGAAGAGAGGAGAGAGGAGAAAUUAUGUUUCCGAAAGUGAAAAACACAGACACCAAAAUAAGGAUAGUGAACAUUUCAGAAGAAAAGAUAGAUCAAAGUCAAGGGAAAGAAUAAAAAAACACUCAGUUUCUAGAAGUGAUGAAGAUAGGUAUCAAAAUGGUGCUGAAAGACAAUGGGAAAAAUCUAGCAGAUACUCUGAACAUUCCAGAGAAUCCAGGAAAAAUCAGGAACGGCGGAGAGAGAAGUCUCCAACGAAACAAAAAUAAUUCUACAGAAUUAUAUAAACUGAACAUGCCUUAUAUUCAAUUGAAAAGAAGUAUUUUUACAUUGAUUGACAAACUUUAUACAGAAUUCUUAUACAAAGUACUAGUUUGUAAAUUUUAAGAAUUUUUUUUCAUUUCAACAUGUUUUAUAGUUUAUACAUCUCAAGGCCUUUUACUUAAAAUUAUUUGGAGAGAAAACUUUCAACUGAAAGGGGCUGUAAAUCUUGCUUCUAUUUUGUGAA